Pectinophora gossypiella (pink bollworm) is the source of this 1103-nucleotide messenger RNA. RefSeq lists its product as uncharacterized. The record is from RefSeq and is a predicted model, not a curated record. Lineage: Eukaryota; Metazoa; Arthropoda; Insecta; Lepidoptera; Gelechiidae. The coding region runs from base 78 to 626 and encodes 182 amino acids. The transcript is spliced from 3 exons.
CGCCAUUUUGAUGUAAUUCCGUGUUACAACAGAAUAUUUAGAAUUUAUUGAGUGUAUACGUUGUUAUCAUUGUGAAAAUGUCUGUUUCUAACGGAGAGGAGGACGUAGCUGCAAAACUAAGCAAACUUAAGUUAAACCGCGGCUAUAAUAAAGAUCCUAAAGAGGAAAUGUCGGAAGAUAUCGCGACAACAGAGGACAAAAUGUAUUCCGUCCUCUCUAUUUUGGAUCGGGAAAUUGCGUCCCGCAAGCAGGUUUUGCAGCCUCCGCCUCCGCCUCCUCCAGCUAAAAGAUUGGUGAAUCUACCAACUUUAGGGAUUCCUAUAUUCGCAGAUUCUUACACGGGAAGAGCCUACCACAUGGAACGCGACACGUCUGCAGACCCCACGGUUAAGGAGCUGCUGGCAUUUUUAGAGAAGAGAGCGCUCGCAAUGGAAAAUGCUGAGCCUCCUGCGAAGCCCUCUACCAGCAGCGCCUAUGGUAACAGGCAGUCCAGAUUGGCAGUCAACGUAGCAGCGGUGGGAAGCAAACCAGCAUGCAAUUACUAUACUGGAGCUUCCGGCGAGCCAGCAGAGCGAGCCUCGGCCGAGCCACACGCUACUGCCGAGCCCGGCGGCGCUGCGGCCUGAGCCGUGCGCCUACGCGACACCUACCGCUCCGCCCGAGGAUGGCCCGCGCAUCUUAAACACUAAGUUUGGACAUAUAAUUGGCGGUGCUUUACCAAGCCAGCAUGAGGUAACAAAGCUUAUAUCGCUCUUAUGCACGAAGUGUGACAACAAUUUAAAUGAUACUAUGGCAAGCUUCUUCCAAACUGAGUCUGUACCUGAGGUAUAUAAGGAGCAACUUUCAGAACAUGACAUUGUAGAAAAUAACUUUCAAAGUACUAUGAAAUUGGAAAAUAAUAAAUUCCAAGUGGACUUACCACUAAAAAUUCCUAUUUCUGAUGUGAAUGAAACAUUAGGUGAAUCUUUCGAUUUAGCUUUGUAUAGGUUCUUAAGUCUUGAGAAAAAAUUGAAUAAAAAUAGUGUUUUACACUCAGAAUAUAGUAAGUUCAUAAACGAAUAUGUAGAGCUGGGACACGGUCAUUAUAUUAAUUUGGAUUCUUA